AUGAGUAAGAAGGGCGUUGUGAUAGUGACCGGCGGUGCAGGAGGCAUUGGAGCAGCUAUCGUACGUCGUCUUGCACAAGACGGGUUCCCGGUCUGCAUCAAUGAUGUCGAGAGUAGCCGCGCAGCAGCAGAGCAACUCGCAAGCGAACUCGAAGCACAACAUGGAAAGGGCAGAGCGAUUUCUUUGUGCGCAGAUGUGACAGAUGCCGAUCAAGUCGAUCAAAUGAUUGAGAAGACGGUAGCGGCUCUGGGUCCGCUGAACGUGAUGAUUGCCAAUGCUGGGAUUGCCCACGUGGGUCCCUCGUUACAGUUGAGCACGAACGAUGUACAGAAGGUGUUGAACGUCAACUUCAUGGGGGUAUUCAAUUGCUACACCUCCGCAGCAAGGCAGAUGAUAAAACAGGGACCUCGAACGACUGGAGAACUGGACUAUCGCAUACUCGGUGCUUCUUCGAUUGCAGCAUUUAAGCCGUUUCCAAUGUUAUCGCAUUAUUGCGCCACCAAGGCAGCGGUUCGUGUUUUCUCUCAGACUUUUGCAGUGGAAAUGGCCAGACAUGGUAUCAGGGUCAACUGCUAUGCGCCUGGCAUCGUGGGCACCAAGAUGUGGGAUCUAGUCGAUGAGAAGUUGGGAGAGAUAGAAGGCCGCACAAAGGGAGAUACGAUUAAGCAUUACAGCAGUAGUCUCACAGCUCUUGGGCGGGUCUCUGAGCCCGAAGAUGUCUCCAAGAUGGUCGGCGGGUUUCUCUGCUCUGACAGCAGCGACUUCGUCACGGGACAGACUGUCAUAGUGGACGGCGGAAUCGUCUUUUCGUAG
Exophiala aquamarina CBS 119918 is the source of this 813-nucleotide messenger RNA. RefSeq lists its product as uncharacterized. NCBI's taxonomy places the organism in Eukaryota, Fungi, Ascomycota, Eurotiomycetes, Chaetothyriales, Herpotrichiellaceae. The record is from RefSeq and is a predicted model, not a curated record. The coding region runs from base 1 to 813 and encodes 270 amino acids. Gene Ontology annotation, molecular function: oxidoreductase activity, acting on the CH-OH group of donors, NAD or NADP as acceptor. The transcript has 2 exons.